Messenger RNA from Saprolegnia diclina VS20, 648 nucleotides. RefSeq lists its product as hypothetical. The coding region runs from base 1 to 597 and encodes 198 amino acids. Lineage: Eukaryota; Oomycota; Saprolegniomycetes; Saprolegniales; Saprolegniaceae. The transcript has 2 exons. The record is from RefSeq and is a predicted model, not a curated record.
AUGGUCUUCAUCUUCCUCUUCUCGCUCAGCAACUCGUACAUCAACACGACCGCCGCGCCGUACGUGGCACUCUACUGGGCCAAGGUCGAGACGCUCAACACGGCGUUGACGAGCAUUUUGGGUAGCCUCGUCUUUGCGAGCGUGCUCGCGGCCACGGGCAAGUAUGGAACCCAGUGGAACUGGCGCUACGCGCUCGUGCUCAUGGCCGUCGGUGCGAAUGUGAUUGAUGCGGUCGCGGUCUAUUGUCCCAUCUACGACCUGCCGUUGGGCAUCAACUUUGUCGUUGGUACGUUUGUCAUCAUCGAGCUCGCCGACGAAGGUAGCGAAGGUGUCAUGUACGGCCUUUUGACGACGAUCGCAAACCUUCCGGGCGUCUUUGGCCCGCUGCUUACCGUCCCCGACGCCCACUUUGACGUUGGGAGAGAGCGUAUUGCGCUCGAUGCGCCCGAGACACGGAACCACGUCGCGUACACGUAUGUGAUUUCGUACGCUGCAACGGGUCUCGGCUGCCUCUGCGUCUUUCUCUUGCCAAGCCAGAAGGCCGCAGUCGCCGACCUCAAGGCACUUGUCCGAGCAACGUUGGAAUCAAAACACUAAGUCUCGUAGCGCGUUCGAGUAGUCUGCGUUUGCAAACCACCUUAAGCGUUC